Molecule: messenger RNA, 3225 nt
Organism: Sapajus apella (tufted capuchin)
Lineage: Eukaryota; Metazoa; Chordata; Mammalia; Primates; Cebidae
Gene: HNRNPDL
Product: heterogeneous nuclear ribonucleoprotein D like
Exons: 7
Coding region: 528-1790 (420 amino acids)
Biological process (GO): regulation of gene expression
Cellular component (GO): nucleoplasm
Molecular function (GO): poly(A) binding; poly(G) binding
Source: RefSeq, a predicted model, not a curated record
CCCGCUGGGCCCCGGCUUUGGUCGAUCUACUGGGGAGGCCCGCCGCGCCCCCUCGGCCCGCGCGCCCGGGGCCACAGCGGAAGAGGCGCCCGCGCAAAGCUACCCGGAGGGGCCGUCGCGCGCCCGCUUCCUGUUCGGCUGGUUCCAGCCAGCUCGGGAACAAAACACGCGUGCGCGCGGCGGGCGAGCGCGCUCGCAGCCUCAGCCCCCAGCGCCAGGCGCAAUCCGCCUUUUUCCGGAGCAGCCCGGCCGCGGUGCUAGCCGGUAGCAGCGGCCGCCGUAGCGGCUCCGCACUAGCGAACCGAGGGCAGAAAAAGGCGGGGUUGACGGCUCUUUGGUAGGAGUAGGCUGGACCGGACGCCAGAGACAAAGGCUCCCAAGGCAAGAGGGACGGUGGCCCUGCGUCGGCGUUGCUCGGGACUGCUGACCCCAGGACUUUACGCCCCUUCGUUUCUCUUCUGAUUCUUCUCUCAUCCCAAGCCUGCGUCCUCUCACGCGUGGCCUCGCUCCUCGCCGGGAGGGCCGCGAUGGAGGUCCCGCCCCGGCUUUCCCAUGUGCCGCCGCCAUUGUUCCCCUCCGCUCCCGCUACUUUAGCCUCCCGCAACCUCUCCCAUUGGCGGCCGCGGGCGCCGCGGCAGCUCGCCCCGCUCCUCCCUUCGCUCGCUGCCAGCUCCGCCCGGCAGGCGGCGCGCCGGGCCCAGCGCCACGUCACCGCCCAGCAGCCCUCCCGAUUGGCGGGCGGGGCGGCUAUAAAGGGAGGGCGCAGGCGGCGCCCGGAUCUCUUCCGCCGCCAUUUUAAAUCCAGCUCCAUACAACGCUCCGCCGCCGCUGCUGCCGCGACCCGGACUGCGCGCCAGCACCCCCCUGCCGACAGCUCCGCCACUAUGGAGGACAUGAACGAGUACAGCAACAUAGAGGAAUUCGCAGAGGGAUCCAAGAUAAAUGCGAGCAAAAAUCAGCAGGAUGACGGUAAAAUGUUUAUUGGAGGCUUGAGCUGGGAUACAAGCAAAAAAGAUCUGACUGAAUAUUUGUCUCGAUUUGGGGAAGUUGUAGACUGCACAAUUAAAACAGAUCCAGUCACUGGGAGAUCAAGAGGAUUUGGAUUUGUGCUUUUCAAAGAUGCUGCUAGUGUUGAUAAGGUUUUGGAACUGAAAGAACACAAACUGGAUGGUAAAUUGAUAGAUCCCAAAAGGGCCAAAGCUUUAAAAGGGAAGGAACCUCCCAAAAAGGUCUUUGUGGGUGGAUUGAGCCCGGAUACUUCUGAAGAACAAAUUAAAGAAUAUUUUGGAGCCUUUGGAGAGAUUGAAAACAUUGAACUUCCCAUGGAUACAAAAACAAAUGAAAGAAGAGGAUUUUGUUUUAUCACAUAUACCGAUGAAGAGCCAGUAAAGAAAUUGUUAGAAAGCAGAUACCAUCAAAUUGGUUCUGGGAAGUGUGAAAUCAAAGUUGCACAACCCAAAGAGGUAUAUAGGCAGCAACAGCAACAACAAAAAGGUGGAAGAGGUGCUGCAGCUGGUGGACGAGGUGGUACGAGGGGUCGUGGCCGAGGUCAGGGCCAAAACUGGAACCAAGGAUUUAAUAACUAUUAUGAUCAAGGAUAUGGAAAUUACAAUAGUGCCUAUGGUGGUGAUCAAAACUAUAGUGGCUAUGGCGGAUAUGAUUAUACUGGGUAUAACUAUGGGAACUAUGGAUAUGGACAGGGAUAUGCAGACUACAGUGGCCAACAGAGCACUUAUGGCAAGGCAUCUCGAGGGGGUGGCAAUCACCAAAACAAUUACCAGCCAUACUAAAGGAGAACAUUGGAGAAAACAGGUGUGUAUAAGAGUACAGGAAAACAGUAGAAAUGUCUAAUUUAAUUUAAAGAUCAAUAGACAAAUGAAACGUAAAAACAAAAUAUAAUGUAGCCUGUUUUUACUAAAUUGUUGAUUUUUGUAAUUGCUUUAUGAGCCUGUUUUGCCUAAAGUGUCUAUAGAUCUUUAACUUUAAAGUCUUAUCUCACUUUCUUUAGUAUUGCAGAAAAACUUAAGAGUUUUUCUGUUUGCUUUUGUGUACCAGGUGGUCUAGAGGAAUAAUUAAACAUUUUAGAACUAUUAACAGGUAAAGUACUGAAAUGGGUACAACUUAAGGAAAACAAGAAUGUUGUCUUCUAACUCUGACAUUAUACCUUGUUUGUACCCGCCAGCGGGAACUUCAUUGCAGGCCGUGUGUCACCCUGACCACGUCUAUCUCUGGGGGUCGCACGUUGCGGGCAGAGCGCAAGGCAUACACCAGAAAACGCUGUCCUGUGGUAUGGUCUCUUCCAACUUCAUGUACCAGCGUAAAGAUUAAAGUGGAAAACUUCAGACUUUGGCUUCUUUUUUAAUCUUUUUGGAGAUUAAGUGUCUAAACUUAACUUAAAUGGUUUUUUACAGGAGUUAAAGUACAUAAAUGCCUUUUUACAGCUUAAUCAUUUUGGUCUUCUGUUUAGUGUUGUAUUUCAAUUGUGGAGCCUCAUUUUAAGUGUUCAUUCUUUUAAGAUUUAAUGCUUGCUUUUUCUUUUUAUAGCUAAUAGUGAAAUCUACAAACCAAAACAAGAACUUUUAAAUCUGGGAUAUAAAUUAAAGAUCAUAUGCACAAAUCAAUUUAUGUUCUUGUAAUAAGCUUAUUAGAAAUUGGUGUUAUAAUGGCAUUUUGCUUGGGUUACUAGAGGUGCUUCUAGUAGACCUUAACCUAGCAUAGUUGAACAUUUGAAUAUGGGAAGAUUGUAUUCCCAGAUUCUUAACUUUAAUAGAUUUGAAGUUAAUAUCAUUUGGGAACUCCAGGGUGAGUUUAUUAACUACCCAGACUGUAUUUUGCUAAUAAAUAUGCAUAUGAUCUUUAAUUAUUGAAGAAAAGAAUAAAGUGAGGACUUAAAACAAUUCAUGAAAGUGGACCUUUAAAAGCUUGUCAGAGUUGCACAAAUCUAAUUGUUAUUUUGUUUUUGUUUUUAGGAGGCGUUGUUAAAGUAACCCAUCUUGCAGGACGACAUUGAAGAUUGGUCUUCUGUUGAUCUAAGAUGAUUAUUUUGUAAAAGACUUUCUAGUGUACAAGACACAAUUGUGUCCAACUGUAUAUAGCUGCCAAUUAGUUUUCUUUGUUUUUACUUUGUCCUUUGCUAUUUGUGUUAUGACUCAAUGUGGAUUUGUUUAUACACAUUUUAUUUGUAUGAUUUCAUGUUAAACUUCAAAUAAAUGCUUCCUUAUGUGA